This is a messenger RNA of Gongylonema pulchrum, 294 nucleotides long. Lineage: Eukaryota; Metazoa; Nematoda; Chromadorea; Rhabditida; Gongylonematidae. The record is from the annotation of a GenBank genome assembly.
AUGGACGCUGAGGUGGCGGAGCUGAAAGCCAACGUAAACAAUUUAUCUCAGUGCUUAUAUGCGUUGUUGAAACGGAUUGAGCAACUCGAGGAUACCGCCAUUUCCACCACUGAACAUCCCAACCUCAGCGCAACGAAAACAGCCAACGAUGCUAUCAAUAGCCAACUUUCAAUAAGGACUGCUCAGGGUGAUCCCGAAAAUAAUCCGGACCCCGGUGUGCAGGUUAAUAUGUUUAAAGUGUAUUACAUCAUCUGGAAACAACUAAAGCUGAAUAUUUUAAAUCUUGAAACUUAA